Molecule: messenger RNA, 1358 nt
Organism: Pteronotus mesoamericanus
Lineage: Eukaryota; Metazoa; Chordata; Mammalia; Chiroptera; Mormoopidae
Gene: DTD2
Product: D-aminoacyl-tRNA deacylase 2
Exons: 3
Coding region: 107-613 (168 amino acids)
Biological process (GO): tRNA metabolic process
Cellular component (GO): cytoplasm
Molecular function (GO): D-tyrosyl-tRNA(Tyr) deacylase activity
Source: RefSeq, a predicted model, not a curated record
UCAAGAAGUCCCUCUGCCGCGUCACGCGUUGUUUUCCCUGCGCUCUGAAGACAGAGCUUGCGGGGCGCCUGGCCUCAACCCGUGGGACAGCAGCGGGGUCCGAGCCAUGGCUGAAAGCGGCCGGACACCUCAGGCCCGGGCGCUCCUGCAGCAGUGCGUGCAUGCCCGGCUGCAAGUGCACCCCGCCGAAGGGGACUCCGCGGCCCAGUGGGUGGAGGUUCAGAGAGGAUUAGUGAUCUACGUGUGCUUUUUCAAGGGAGCUGAUAAAGAACUUCUUCCCAAAAUGGUUAAUACACUGCUAAACGUGAAAUUAAGUGAAACAGAAAAUGGAAAGCACGUCUCUAUAUUGGAUCUACCCGGCAACAUUCUUAUUAUCCCUCAAGCCACCCUUGGCGGGAAAGUAAAAGGAAGAAACAUGCAGUAUCACUCUAACUCUGGAAAAGAAGAAGGGUUAGAACUUUAUUCCCAGUUUGUGACUCUAUGUGAAAAAGAAUUAGCUGCUAACAGCAAGUGCGCUGAAGCCGGGGUUGUGGUGAAACAUGGCACUUACGGGAACAGGCAAGUGUUAAAGCUGGAUACCAAUGGACCAUUCACGCACCUGAUUGAGUUUUGAAAAAUUAAAAGUCAGUUUCUACAGUUGUUUCCUGGUAUAAAGUGAUCUGGACUAUAGUUGGAUUUCGCCCCCCCACCCCUUCUUCUUGAAUAAACUGAUCUGCAGCAUUUUUAGAUGAGAAAUCCUGGGUCCAAUUCUUAACUCUGCAACCUGCUAAUUGAAUGACCUUGCUAGUCACCUAAAUUCUGGAUCUCAGUCAUUGUUCAUUCUGCUUUUCCCUACGCUUUAAUUUGAAAUUUUGAGAAAUGCUUUCUAUUUACUUUAUGGUCAUUGUGGAAAUGUUCUUAGAGAGCUAUAUUUAAGUAUUUUGCAAUGACGAGUUAUCAAGAAAAAUAUAUUUCAAAAAAAUAUAUAUAUUUCUUACACCCUUAAAUUUAUGUAGUAUGUAAUAAAAACAAAUAUUAAAGUUGGGUAAAAUCUAGCAAAAACAAAUUGCAAUUUUGUCAGUUUUGCUUUACUAUUCAGUUUUCUAUAUUUUGAACAAAAGAUUAUGCAGUUUAUUGUUCCUUUUAAUAUCUAUGAAAAUGUAAUAAAUGUUACUGUGUAUUAUAUUACUUUCCAAGCAUAUCCAAGUGUUUUAAAAUUAUUUUAAGAAUGGUUAGUUGACAUAGGAAGAGGUAUUAAAAGGUGUUUUUAUUUAAUAUACCAAUGGAUUAAUACUUCUCAUUUUUUUACCAAAACAAUGUACAUCUCAUAUUUAGUCUUUUGCCUUUUUUUUCCCUACUCAAACCAACUAAGCCACUUG